Cotesia congregata is the source of this 432-nucleotide messenger RNA. The record is from the annotation of a GenBank genome assembly. NCBI's taxonomy places the organism in Eukaryota, Metazoa, Arthropoda, Insecta, Hymenoptera, Braconidae.
AUGGCGUUUAGUUUAGCUGCUUUUUCAUAUAUUAUUUCACUGAUUGUUGAUGCAUUUCUUAUAUUUUUCGUUAUUUUCCACGUGAUUGCAUUUGAUGAAUUAAAAACGGAGUAUAAAAAUCCCAUUGAGCAGUGCAAUAGUCUCAAUCCACUGGUACCUUUCGAGUAUGGGCUGCAUCUGCUGAUAAAUUUCUUAUUUUUAAUAAGUGGAGAAUGGUUCUCAAUUUUAAUAAACGCUCCGUUGAUAGCGUAUCACAUAAAUAGAUACUUGACGAGGCCGGUGAUGUCAGGUCCUGGCUUAUACGACGCUACUAGUAUUUUAAAUGCCAAUGUUUUGGCAAGAUGUCAAAGGGAAGGAUGGAUUAAACUAGGAUUUUAUCUAUUUUGUUUCUUCUAUUAUUUAUACGGAAUGAUUACAUCACUCAUUCAUUAA